Messenger RNA from Rana temporaria (common frog), 4417 nucleotides. RefSeq names its product MIB E3 ubiquitin protein ligase 1 (gene MIB1). NCBI's taxonomy places the organism in Eukaryota, Metazoa, Chordata, Amphibia, Anura, Ranidae. The transcript has 22 exons. Gene Ontology annotation, biological process: protein ubiquitination. Gene Ontology annotation, molecular function: ubiquitin-protein transferase activity; zinc ion binding; protein binding. Gene Ontology annotation, cellular component: cytoplasm. Bases 207 to 3272 code for a protein of 1021 amino acids. The record is from RefSeq and is a predicted model, not a curated record.
CUGGCUGCUGCGCAGACUCAGUGGCGCUGGGCUGUUGGUAUCGGGGCCCGGAUCACUGGCCUGCUCUUCUCUCAGGGAAAGUUUAUUUUCCAGGACUGGAGCGCCGUACCGGAGGAGAGCUGCCCCGCAGAGCCCGCAUUACAUAACCCCGGUACCGGGGGAAAGACAGGCGGCCGGGCCCUCGGUCCCUGAACCCCUCCCGGGGAAUGAGCGGCUCCCGCAAUAACCGGGUCAUGGUGGAAGGAGUGGGGGCCAGGGUAGCCCGGGGCCCGGACUGGAAGUGGGGGAAGCAGGAUGGCGGAGAGGGACAUGUGGGCACCGUGCGCAGCUUCGAGAGCCCGGAGGAGGUGGUGGUGGUCUGGGACAAUGGGACCGCCGCCAACUAUCGCUGCUCCGGGGCCUACGACCUCCGGAUACUGGACAGUGCGCCCACCGGUGUCAAACAUGAUGGGACAAUGUGUGAUACAUGUAGACAGCAACCAAUCAUUGGAAUCCGUUGGAAGUGCGCCGAGUGCACAAACUAUGAUCUAUGCACUUUGUGUUAUCAUGGAGACAAGCAUCAUCUGAGGCAUCGAUUUUAUCGAAUCACUACACCAGGAAGUGAACGUGUGCUUUUGGAAUCCCGGCGCAAGUCAAAAAAAAUAACAGCACGGGGAAUUUUUGCUGGUGGUAGAGUUGUACGUGGAGUGGACUGGCAGUGGGAAGACCAAGAUGGCGGAAAUGGGAGGCGAGGCAAGGUGACGGAGAUACAGGACUGGAGUGCAUCAAGUCCACACAGUGCUGCUUAUGUUCUCUGGGACAAUGGUGCUAAAAACCUCUACAGAGUUGGCUUUGAAGGCAUGUCGGAUCUGAAAUGUGUGCAAGAUGCCAAAGGAGGAUCGUUUUACAGAGACCAUUGUCCUGUACUGGGUGAGCAAAAUGGUAAUCGCAAUCCAGGUGGUCUGAUCAUUGGUGAUCUUGUGAAUAUUGAUCUAGAACUUGAAAUUGUUCAGUCAUUGCAACAUGGUCAUGGAGGCUGGACUGAUGGCAUGUUUGAAACACUUACAACUACGGGCACAGUCUGUGGCAUUGAUGAAGAUCAUGAUAUUGUAGUACAGUACCCAAGCGGAAAUAGGUGGACAUUUAAUCCAGCUGUUCUCACCAAAGCAAAUGUUGUUCGAAGUGGUGAUUCUGCACAAGGAGCAGAGGGAGGAUCCUCGCAGUUUCAAGUAGGGGAUCUAGUACAAAUUUGCUACGAUCUAGAGAGAAUAAAGCUGCUUCAGAGAGGUCAUGGAGAAUGGGCCGAAGCCAUGCUUCCUACCCUUGGAAAAGUUGGAAGAGUUCAGCAAAUCUAUUCAGACAGUGACCUAAAGGUGGAGGUUUGUGGAACCUCCUGGACAUACAACCCAAUUGCUGUUUCUAAAGUGGCCUCUGUGGGAUCAGCAAUAAAUAGUGCCACAGGCGAGAGGUUAUCCCAACUUUUAAAAAAAUUGUUUGAAACACAAGAAUCUGGCGAUCUUAAUGAAGAGCUUGUGAAAGCUGCUGCAAAUGGAGAUGUCGCCAAAGUGGAGGACUUACUGAAGAGGCCCGAUGUCGAUGUAAAUGGUCAGUGUGCUGGACACACAGCCUUACAAGCUGCAAGCCAGAAUGGACACGUUGACAUAUUGAAGUUGCUUCUCAAGCAUAAUGUAGAUGUGGAAGCUGAGGAUAAAGAUGGAGACCGUGCUGUUCAUCAUGCUGCAUUUGGAGAUGAAGGUUCUGUGAUUGAAGUGCUGCACAGAGGUGGUUCAGACCUAAAUGCUCGUAACAAGCGCAGACAGACCCCACUACACAUUGCUGUUAAUAAAGGCCACUUGCAAGUUGUUAAAACUUUACUGGACUUCGGCUGUCAUCCUAGUCUUCAGGACUCUGAAGGUGAUACUCCCCUCCAUGAUGCAAUAAGCAAAAAACGAGAUGAUAUCCUGGCUGUGUUGUUAGAGGCUGGAGCAGAUGUUACCAUUACCAAUAACAAUGGAUUUAAUGCCCUUCAUCAUGCUGCUCUAAGAGGAAAUCCCAGCGCUAUGCGUGUCCUACUUUCUAAAUUGCCUCGUCCAUGGAUCGUUGAUGAGAAGAAGGAUGAUGGAUACACUGCAUUGCACCUGGCAGCACUCAAUAAUCAUGUUGAAGUUGCUGAAUUGCUCGUUCAUCAGGGCAGUGCAAACUUGGACAUUCAAAAUGUAAAUCAACAGACCGCUCUUCAUUUAGCUGUUGAACGUCAACAUACACAAAUCGUCAGGUUGUUGGUGCGUGCUGAAGCAAAACUGGAUAUCCAAGAUAAGGAUGGUGAUACACCACUGCAUGAAGCCCUUCGACACCAUACAUUGUCUCAACUGCGACAGCUUCAAGACAUGCAGGAUGUUGGCAAAGUUGACACCACUACAUGGGAGCCCUCAAAGAACACUCUUAUUAUGGGCCUUGGAACUCAAGGGGCUGAGAAGAAAAGUGCUGCCUCUAUUGCUUGCUUUCUGGCAGCAAAUGGAGCAGAUCUUGCCAUACGUAACAAAAAAGGGCAGUCUCCGCUUGACCUCUGUCCAGACCCCAGCCUGUGCAAAGCCCUGGCUAAGUGCCACAAGGAAAAAUCUAGUGGUCAAGUUGGAUCUCACAGCCCAUCUAUGAUUAACAAUGAUUCUGAAACUCUAGAGGAGUGCAUGGUGUGUUCCGACAUGAAGAGAGAUACACUUUUUGGACCUUGUGGGCAUAUUGCAACCUGCUCUUUAUGCUCCCCACGGGUAAAAAAAUGUCUCGUAUGCAAAGAGCAAGUACAGUCUAGAACAAAGAUUGAAGAAUGUGUUGUGUGUUCAGACAAGAAAGCAGCCGUGCUCUUCCAGCCAUGUGGACACAUGUGUGCCUGUGAAAAUUGUGCAAGUCUUAUGAAAAAGUGUGUUCAGUGUCGUGCUUUAGUUGAGCGGAGAGUGCCUUUUGUCAUGUGCUGUAGUGGAAAAGCAGGAGAAGAUGUCACAGAUGACACAGCAGGGGGAAACAUUCCAGUUUUACAGAAGGACAAGGACAACACCAAUGUCAAUGCAGAUGUGCAGAAGCUACAGCAGCAAUUGCAAGAUAUUAAAGAACAGACCAUGUGUCCUGUGUGUCUCGAUCGGCUUAAGAAUAUGAUCUUCAUGUGUGGACAUGGAACAUGUCAGCUCUGUGGAGAUCGGAUGAGUGAAUGUCCCAUUUGUCGGAAGGCGAUAGAACGAAGAAUCUUAUUAUACAGUAUGUCAGAGGUUGAGCUCCCAAAGGCAGAAAAAAGAAGCUAACUAACUUUUAGAACACUAUGAAUGUAAAUCUAUUCCAAGCCAUGUUUCUGAAAAAAAGUAAAACAAAUAGGCCAUUCCCAUUGCUAUGCGCACAGAUACAAACUACAAAAGAUAAAGACGUAGCACAAUAUAUCACAUAUUGCUGCCAGAAUGUAAGCUGGGCUUUGCUCCCCUCGUUUUUAAGAAUUACCGUUUUUCUUCUGUUCCUGUUAGCUAGAAGACAAAGGUUUUAAUGAAGCAUGUCUUUGGAUGGCCAUGGUAGACAGAUUUACAUCUACUGAACCCCUCAUAUAAUUCUCCUUUUGUUUCCUCACCGACCUUCAAGUUGAACAAAAGGAACUCAUGACAAUGAUUUUAUUUUAUUUUUUCUGUAUUUCGAACACUGCAGUGCCCAUCUUGAGCUGAAAAACAGUACAGUAGCUUUUUGUGGAUGUCAGUGGAGAAAUGUAUCUUCUCUGACGUGCGUGAGGACCUCCAAUUUGACCUUCUUGAUAACCUGACCUAUCUUUUAUCAUUUAUCGUGGAUUUCAAGCUUAUUUUUCAAUUUAAACAUGUCGUUUUACAUCAAGUUUAGCCAUUAUUUGUCUUUGCUAAAACGGCUACAUUGUCUGAAUCCUGUUGCCUGGUUAUUUACAAAGGCCUUACAAAUUUAGCAAUGCUUCACCUGGAUAAUGUCAAUACAUGCUACUAUUGCUACCCUUUUAACACUACUGUUUUAGUAGCUCCCCUUCACCUUCUGCAUUUUAGAUGUUACCUUGGUAAGGACUUGCAUGAAUUUAAAUGACAAACUAAAGACGCAGGAAAAGGGAGGACUUGUCUAAGGAAAGGAGAAGCCUUUGAAUCAAGUUGAAAAACUGGGCCAGUUUAUUUAAAAUUUUGUUAGUGUCUAAAACCUGUUUAUGCGAUGUCUGGGAAUGGAACUAAAGCACAAAUUGAACAAGAACUCAAGACAGAUGUUAAAGCUGAACUCCAGGAUAAGCAAAUAUUGUGUAAAUACAAGAGUCGUGUGUAUUCUGCCUUGAAUCUUGGUGUGCUUUGUAUAUUUCUUCCAGAUCUAUGUAGUAAUCCAGUGUGAGAAUUUGCCUUUGUGGAGGAGCUUCCUGUAAUAAAGCUGGUCAUUGCUUUUCUCUUGCCUUGUGCAGGGU